AUGUGUCCUCUGAGGGUCAUUCUAAUAUUCUUGUCCGCUAUUCUAGCCGGUUUCUUGGUCUUCAGAAACCUCAGAUCUCAACCUCAUUCCACUGAGUUGGACGAAAAUGAUAAAGACACACAUACCUCGGAUUCUGCUAAUCCUUCCUUAAAUGCAACUGCCAAGGUGCGGGCUGCAUUAGAAUGUGGGUUCUGGACUUUCGUUGACUUGGCUAGCGGUCGUUAUCUUUGGAGGCAGUUGUUUCCCUCCUCUUCAAAGCGGUCAACCUAA
Gastrolobium bilobum is the source of this 270-nucleotide messenger RNA. RefSeq lists its product as uncharacterized. Bases 1 to 270 code for a protein of 89 amino acids. The record is from RefSeq and is a predicted model, not a curated record. Lineage: Eukaryota; Viridiplantae; Streptophyta; Magnoliopsida; Fabales; Fabaceae. The transcript has 2 exons.